Taeniopygia guttata (zebra finch) is the source of this 1215-nucleotide messenger RNA. RefSeq names its product taste receptor type 2 member 9-like. Gene Ontology annotation, cellular component: membrane. Gene Ontology annotation, biological process: detection of chemical stimulus involved in sensory perception of bitter taste; G protein-coupled receptor signaling pathway; sensory perception of taste. NCBI's taxonomy places the organism in Eukaryota, Metazoa, Chordata, Aves, Passeriformes, Estrildidae. Gene Ontology annotation, molecular function: G protein-coupled receptor activity; bitter taste receptor activity. The record is from RefSeq and is a predicted model, not a curated record.
CUCUCUCAAGCUCCUCUUGCCACCCCUGACACUCCACAACAGCAGCCACUGACCGGCCUCAGGCUCUGCUGCCACAGCCCCUUGGCCAGCACAGCUCUGCUCCCCAGCUCGCAGCAUGGAAGCUUGUCACUCUUCCCAGCAAUCCAAUGUCACUUCAUAUGGGGUCAUGUCUUUGGCCAUCAUCUCCCUGGAGGUGUUUGCUAGCGUGUGGAUAAAUGCCUUUCUUGUUUGUGUGCUUUGCAUUGCCUGGGUCAAAAAGAAAACCCUGAACUCUAAUGAGAAGAUCUUGCUGCUGCUGGGGUGCUCCAGGAUUUCCUUUUUGUGCUUCUCAUGGGUAAACUACUUCCUUUCAAUAAUUUAUCCCAAUUGCCUUUAUGUUUGCCCGAUAUUUCAAGUACUUGCAUCUUCCUCAACCUUUUUUAAUUAUUCCAGUUUGUGGGUUUCAGCCUGUCUUUGUUGUUUCUACUGCAUAAAAAUUGCCAAUUUCAGGAACAGGUUCUUCAUCUACCUGAAAGUAAAAAUUGACAGGAUGGUGCCCUGGCUCUUGUUGGGGUCAGGGAUUUUAGCCUUGGCAAGUUGCAUUGUUAUCUAUGACAUCACUGAAACUCUGCAGAGUAGCAACUUCACUUUCACCUUCCAAGAAAAUUUUUGGGAAGCAAGAAUCACAAUGGAUAAACAUUUUUUCUCAUCUUUUUUUCUCGCUGGCUUUGGAUAUGCUGCUUCAUUCACGGCAGUCAUCUUUUCUGCUGUUUUCCUUCUCUUUUCUCUCUGGAGACACAAGCACAAGAUGCAGACAAACUCCAUGAAGGACCUCAGCAUGGAUGCCCACAUCAGAGCCAUGAAAUCUAUUCUCUCCUUCUUAGUGAUGUACAGCAUCAACUUUGUAUGUUUGAUCUUGUCAAUAAUUUAUUCCAUGAUGAAUGAAAAUACCACUAUACUUAUAUCCAUAUAUCUGUGUGCUUUUCCAGGUAUUCAUUCCCUUAUUCUGAUUUUCAGCAAUCCCAAGCUAGAAAAGGCACUGCUGAAGAUUCUCUCCUAUGUGAAGUGCAAGUUUUUCACAAAGUAGGAACUGUGAUAAAAGCUGGAGCCCAUGCAAAAUGUUGAUCUUUCACUGUAGAAAACAAGUAAUUGAAUUUCUGAUGCAGCUCUCCAGGCAGUGUAGAUGAUACUGAUGAUCAGUCUUCAACAUCCAAGUUAAUAAAACUUCAUUCAUAU